Messenger RNA from Drosophila mojavensis, 1680 nucleotides. RefSeq names its product cytochrome c oxidase subunit 2-like. Gene Ontology annotation, molecular function: cytochrome-c oxidase activity; copper ion binding. The record is from RefSeq and is a predicted model, not a curated record. Gene Ontology annotation, biological process: ATP synthesis coupled electron transport. Gene Ontology annotation, cellular component: membrane. The transcript has a single exon. NCBI's taxonomy places the organism in Eukaryota, Metazoa, Arthropoda, Insecta, Diptera, Drosophilidae.
AUUAGAAUUUAUUUAAUGUCAACAUGAGCUAAUUUAGGUCUCCAAGAUAGAGCUUCACCUUUAAUAGAACAAUUAAUUUUUUUUCAUGACCACGCUUUAUUAAUUUUAGUAAUAAUUACUGUUUUAGUAGGUUAUUUAAUAUUUAUACUAUUUUUUAACAAUUAUGUAAAUCGAUUUUUGUUACAUGGUCAAUUAAUUGAAAUAAUUUGAACUAUUUUACCGGCAAUUAUUUUGUUAUUUAUUGCUUUUCCUUCUUUACGAUUAUUAUACCUUUUAGAUGAAAUUAAUGAACCUUCAGUAACUUUAAAAAGAAUUGGUCACCAGUGAUAUUGAAGUUAUGAAUAUUCAGAUUUUAAUAAUAUUGAAUUUGAUUCAUAUAUAAUCCCUACUAAUGAAUUAUCAACUGAUGGAUUCCGUUUAUUAGAUGUAGAUAACCGAAUUGUUCUUCCUAUAAAUUCUCAAAUUCGAAUUUUAGUGACAGCCGCAGAUGUAAUUCAUUCAUGAACAAUCCCAGCUUUAGGAGUAAAAGUUGAUGGUACUCCAGGACGAUUAAAUCAAACUAAUUUCUUUAUAAAUCGCCCAGGUUUAUUUUAUGGACAAUGUUCAGAAAUUUGCGGAGCAAAUCACAGUUUUAUACCUAUUGUUAUUGAAAGAGUACCUAUUAAUUAUUUUAUUAAAUGAAUUUCUAAUAAUUUAAAUUCAUCACAAGAUGACUGAAAGCAAGUACUGGUCUCUUAAACCAUUUUAUAGUAAAUUAGCAAUUACUUCUUGUGAAAAAAUUAGUUAAAUAUGUAUAACAUUAGUAUGUCAAACUAAAAUUAUUAAAUUAUUAAUAUUUUUUAAUCCCUCAAAUAGCCCCAAUUAGAUGACUUUUACUAUUUUUUAUUUUUUCAAUUACUUUUAUUUUAUUCUGUUCUUUAAACUAUUACUCUUAUCUUCCAUCUUCCCCUAAAUCUAAUGAAUUAAAAAAUAUUAAAUUAAAUUCAAUAAAUUGAAAAUGAUAACAAAUUUAUUUUCUGUAUUUGACCCUUCUGCAAUUUUUGGUUUAUCAUUAAAUUGAAUUAGAACAUUUUUAGGAAUUUUAAUAAUUCCUUCUAUUUAUUGACUUAUGCCUUCUCGAUAUAAUAUUUUUUGAAAUUCAAUUCUUUUAACUCUUCACAAAGAAUUUAAAACAUUAUUAGGACCCUCCGGCCACAACGGUUCAACAUUUAUUUUUAUUUCUUUAUUUUCACUUAUUUUAUUCAAUAAUUUUAUAGGGUUAUUUCCGUAUAUUUUCACAAGAACAAGACAUUUAACUUUAACUUUAUCUUUAGCUUUACCACUAUGAUUAUCAUUUAUAGUAUAUGGAUGAAUUAACCACACACAGCACAUAUUCGCACAUUUAGUUCCUCAAGGAACUCCUGCUAUUUUAAUACCUUUUAUAGUAUGUAUUGAAACUAUUAGAAAUGUAAUCCGACCAGGAACUUUAGCUGUUCGAUUAACAGCAAAUAUAAUUGCUGGACAUCUUUUAUUAACAUUAUUGGGUAAUACAGGACCUUCAAUAUCAUAUAUUUUAGUAACAUUUUUAUUAGUCGGCCAAAUUGCCCUCUUAAUUUUAGAAUCAGCUGUAGCUAUAAUUCAAUCAUAUGUAUUUGCAGUUUUAAGAACUUUAUACUCUAGAGAAGUUAAUUAAUUUUAAAA